Messenger RNA from Pungitius pungitius (ninespine stickleback), 1332 nucleotides. It is a transcript of the gene chchd6a, whose product is annotated as coiled-coil-helix-coiled-coil-helix domain containing 6a. The transcript has 9 exons. The record is from RefSeq and is a predicted model, not a curated record. Gene Ontology annotation, cellular component: mitochondrion; MICOS complex. The coding region runs from base 118 to 900 and encodes 260 amino acids. Lineage: Eukaryota; Metazoa; Chordata; Actinopteri; Perciformes; Gasterosteidae.
UGGCAACCUGCGAUCCCAUCUGUCACACAUUUUGUCAUUGGUCAGGACAUCAAUUCAUGUUACUCACUUAAUUGUACGCAAGGUCGUUCGCUAAGCUGCCCCCUAACACCAGGAGACAUGGGGUCGGGAGAGAGUACUAACAGAAAAGUGUCUUUUGGUGUCGAUGAUGAGGACCGAGUCAGGAUUCUUCGUGGAGUCAAGCUGUCUGAAGAUGUUCUCCAGAGAAUGAGAGGAGUGGCAAACAUUGCUCCAGAACGCACAUCAUUGCCAGCCUCAAGCCCCCAGAAAGACACAGGUGCCCCACGGAGUAACACCUCCGGCUCCCCACCCCAGCAGGGCCCCCAGCCCCAGGCCCAACCCGGGGCCAAGUCGGGCACUAGCAAACCGGCCUCCUAUGCUAAGGAAGAACAGACAAAGUAUGAACGCCAGCAGAACAUCCUGAAGGAGGAAUGGGCCAAAGUGGCACAAAGAGAGAGGGAGGCGGCUAGGAAGGAGAUGACUAACGCCAUGACCCGGGAAAGACAACAAAAACGGCAGGAAGCCGAGAACGCCAAACGACUGUCUGCAGAUGACAUAGGUGUGAUGGCUGAGGAGCUACAGAAGAAAGAUUUACGGCUGAAAGCAUUGGAAGCCUUCUACAAGGAGCAGCUGGCACAGCUGGAGAAGAGGAAUUUGGAGCGAUACGAACAGAGCAAGGACGAAUUCCACCGAGCAGCCUCAAAGACGGAAGCAAGCGUGAGGUCUCGGCGUACCGACCCGGUGUGCCUGGGCCUGCAGGCUCAGAUCUUAUCCUGCUACAGGGACAACAGGGACCAGACUCUCAGGUGUUCUGACCUGGCCAAAGAAUACAUGCAGUGUAUCAACGCCGCGAAGAAGAACCUGCUGGUCAACCACGGAUGAAGAGUGGAGGGAGAAGGGCAGGACAGUUGUCUGACGUAGGCUAUUACUUUGGCACUAAGGGCGGCACUUGCCACCUUCCUGUUUUGAAUUACGAGGGCGAGGAUUUGCUUUUAGCAUGGCUUGUUUUUAAAAGAACUCAUUAUGGUAUUUAUCUGCGGUAUCGUCCGGUAAUGGAUGCGCUGUUGUUCUGCACUGCUACAUUUGACAGGGAAGCUUUUGAAGGAGAAAUGUGUAUACUCAUUAGAUAUGUGGUGCGCUUUCAUUUUACUCAUUCAGGAGUAAGUAUUGAUUGAGUUUUUUUUUUUUUUUUUUUAAGCUUCAUGGUUUUUGUAUUUUCUGAACAAGACAGAAGUAAAAGCUCAGGUAAUCCUGGCCAUGGCUUAAAUGCAUCAGACCUGUAAUGUAUGAUUUUAUUAAAUCGUUCAUAUCCUG